This is a messenger RNA of Pezoporus occidentalis (night parrot), 1961 nucleotides long. It is a transcript of the gene DDX43, whose product is annotated as DEAD-box helicase 43. The record is from RefSeq and is a predicted model, not a curated record. Gene Ontology annotation, molecular function: RNA binding; ATP binding; RNA helicase activity. The coding region runs from base 357 to 1901 and encodes 514 amino acids. NCBI's taxonomy places the organism in Eukaryota, Metazoa, Chordata, Aves, Psittaciformes, Psittacidae. The transcript is spliced from 16 exons.
GCGGCGGACGAAGGAGCGCUGAGUGGUGGCGGGAGGAUGCGGCGGCGGCGGCAGUGGCGGCAGUGCCCGGCCUCGGAGAGGAGGAGUGGGAGCCUCGAGGCGCUGAGAGUCCCCUUGGCCCAGGGAAGGCGGCGCGGCAGUGGCGGUCCCGAGCUACCGCUAGCCAGCAUGGUGACGCCGCGGAGCCCCUUUGCUUCCACCUCGACAGCGCCCUGGUCGGAGCUCUCAUAGGUCGGGGUGGAAGUAAAAUAAGAGAGCUUGAGGAUUCUUCAGGUUCCAGGAUAAAGGUGAUAAAGGGAGCCUAUGAAGCUGAAGUAAAGAUUUUUGGCAGUGUUGCUGUACAAAACAAAGCCAAGAUGUUGAUUGAUGAUGCUGUUACAAGAUCUGGACAAAACUACAGUAGAGGUGGGAGUGAGAAAGGAAAAACCUUGGACACUAUCAAGCCUAAAGAUAACCCAACGCAAUCAGUGAUUAACUGGGCCUAUCUUCGAGAAAACAGAGCUAAAUAUGAAGCUAUGAAGUGGGCAGACUUGCCUCCAAUAGAGAAAAACUUCUAUAAAGAAUCAUCAAGAACAGCAUCUAUGUCACAAGAAGAAGUGGAGCUGUGGCGGAAAGAAAAUAAUAAUAUAAUUUGUGAUGACUUAAAAGAAGGUGAAAAGCGCUCCAUUCCCAAUCCUGUUUGUAAGUUUGAAGAUGUAUUUGAGCAUUAUCCUGAUAUUAUGGCUAAUAUAAGAAAAGCUGGUUUUCAAAAGCCUACACCAAUUCAGUCCCAGGCAUGGCCAAUCAUACUUCAAGGACUUGAUCUUAUUGGUAUAGCACAGACUGGUACUGGGAAGACAUUAGCAUACUUAAUGCCUGGAUUCAUUCACUUGACUUCACAACCAAUAUCCAAAGAUCAGCGUGGGGGGCCAGGAAUGUUAGUCCUUGCUCCUACUCGAGAGCUGGCUCUUCAAGUAGAGGCAGAAUGUUUGAAGUACACAUACAAAGGAAUUAAAAGUAUUUGCAUAUAUGGUGGUGGGGACCGAAAAGGACAGAUAGACGUGGUUACCAAAGGUGUGGAUAUUGUUAUUGCUACUCCUGGCAGACUGAAUGAUCUUCAAAUGAACAACUUCAUAAAUUUGAAGAGCAUAACGUACCUGGUUUUGGAUGAGGCUGACAGGAUGUUGGAUAUGGGAUUUGAACCUCAGAUUAUGAAAAUCCUGAUAGAUGUGCGGCCUGACAGACAAACUGUUAUGACAAGUGCUACUUGGCCUGAUGGUGUUCGUCGCCUAGCAAAAUCCUAUUUGAAAAAUCCUAUGAUUGUAUAUGUUGGCAGUCUUGACUUAGCAGCAGUAAAUACGGUCGAACAGAGAGUUGUUGUUAUUGCCGAGGAAGAAAAGAGAGCUUUCGUGCAAUGCUUCAUUGAGUCUAUGAAGCCGCAAGACAAGGUCAUAAUUUUUGUGGGAAAAAAACUUAAAGCUGAUGACUUAGCAAGUGACUUAAGUCUCCAAGGAAUUCCAGUACAGUCACUUCAUGGUAACAGGGAACAGUGGGACCGAGAGCAGGCUUUAGAUGACUUCAAGAAAGGCAGAGUCAGAAUACUGGUAGCUACUGACGUAGCCUCCCGUGGCCUUGAUGUGCAUGAUAUUACUCAUGUUUUUAACUUUGACUUCCCACGCAACAUUGAAGAAUAUGUUCAUCGAGUAGGUCGUACUGGAAGAGCAGGACGUACUGGGGAGGCAAUAACACUUGUCACUAAGAAUAACUGGAAGUUUGCAUCUGAGCUGAUUGAAAUUCUGGAAAGAACAGACCAAAUUGUUCCUAAUGAGCUUAUUGCAAUGGCACAAAGAUACAAAGAAUUUCAAAUUAGAAAAGAAAUCGGGAAGGAUCUACGAAGACCUCAGAGCAAGCCCUCAAGAUAACUGUAAUCCCCUGCAGUAAGAAAAGAGUAAGUGAUUAUAGUUAGUGCUAGCCUCUAUGGG